UUUCGAAUUACAGACUUAGAUAAACUGUCAAUAAUUGAAACGUAACCUCAAAAUUCAAAAAGGUUCUAAAUAAAAUGAAUAAUCGUGUAAAUAUUUUACCUCUAAUUUAUAAAUGUAAUCAAAGAUUAUUCAGUGGAAGUAGAAGAAAAUAUCCCAUCUAUAUAGAAGAGGAACAGAAAUUACCAGUGUUUGAACAUAGAGUAAGCAAAGAAAAUUAUAGAAGAAUAUUUUCGUGGGGAAAUAUUUACACAGGUGCCUUAGGAAAAACUUUUAAGUCAAAUGAAAAAUUAGAUCAGCAGUUUUGUCUUAGAUAUCCCAAAAGAAUAAAAUUUGGAGAAACGCAAGAAGUAACUGCCGCUGCUUGUGGUUUUGGAUUUACAGUAUUUGCUGUAAGAAGCACAAGUAAUGAAAAAAUUUGGGGCACGGGUAUAAAUACAGAUUCUCAAAUUGGUUACCAUGAGGUACGAACUGGUCAUCCUUUAGAAAUUCUUUUUUAUCCAAAACCAAUUGCAUUACCACUGAAAUAUCCUGAACAAUCGAAAAUUAUAAAACUGUCUGCAGGUAGAGCACAUCUGUUAGUACUCACAGAUGAAGGAUUGUUUACUUUAGGUAAUAAUGCGUAUGGACAAUGUGGAAGAAAAAUAAUCCCAGAUGAAAAUUAUCUCAGGAGUAAUUAUAUAAACCAUAUUGAAAAAAUUGAUGAAAAAAAGAUUAUAGAUGUAGAGUGUGGACAAGAUCACAGUUUAGCAUUGGUGGAAGAUGGGUGUGUGUACUCCUGUGGAUGGGGUGCCGACGGACAGACAGGUCUAAGUACUUUUGACAACUGUAGUGAGUUUACAAGAGUGAAAGGUGAUAUUCAGAUGGAAAAAAUAUGUAAACUAUCAUGUAGAUCGGACUUUGUUAUGGCUCUAAAUGAUAAGGGUCAGGUGUUUGGUUGGGGUAAUACAGAGUAUAACCAACUCCCUUCUUAUCAUCAACAAGUCUCUAAUCCUACACACAUAGAAAUGUUGGAUAAACUUGGUAAGAUUAAAAGUAUAGCCAGUGCUGGAUCAUUUUGUCUAGUUGCAACAGAUUCAGGACAAGUGUAUUCUUGGGGAUAUGGACUUUUAGGGUGUGGCCCUAAUGCUCAGCAAUCUAAUGAACCUCUACACAUUCCUGAAGUUUUGUUUGGAAAAAAUGACUUUCACCCCGAAAAUGAAGUUGUAGAGGUAACUUGUGGACUGUAUUAUUCGGCUGCAGUGACAAAUUCGGGUAAUUUGUACGUGUGGGGUAGAAAUAAAUAUGGAUGUUUGGGAUUAGGACAUGAGAAAGAUCAAUAUUUUCCUAUUAAGGUAGCAAUUGGAGGAUAUGUUGAGAAGAUAUCCUGUGGAGUUGAUCAUUCUAUCGCCAUUUGUAAACCAUUUAUUUAGUGUACCUAUAGUGACACAAUAUCUUCACAAUAAUUUCUAAUACCACAUAAUAAUACUUUUUGAUAGUUCAAAACUAUAAUUUGAGGUAGUAUGUAUCCAUUUACAUAUAAGAUGAUUUGUUUUCAUUUACCUGAUCAUAGUGAGAAUAAUUAUAAUCGUAAGAUAUGUAUCAAAUUAUUUUUAUAAGUUUAAGAUUAUUUGAAGAACAAAAUAUUUUUGUUGUAACUUUAAACCAGAUUAGAUGAAUCAAAUUUUGUUAUGAGAGAAUCUAAUAGUAUGAUUUUAUGAUGUUUGAAAUGUCACAAGGCUGAGGAUCUCAUAAUCACUUGAUUUGUUAUGGAUCACUAGAAGCAGUUCUAAACUAAGAUUUUUUUUAGUAUUAUGUAAUUACUUUUUGGUACCCCUAGGAAUCAACAAGUUUUUUGAUAUUAAACAAAACAUACUUAUAUUAAAAAUAUUUAAAUAAAGUAACUUUUUAAAGUUUACAUUGGAAAUAAUUGUGCUUGUCACUUUACGAAUUCAUGCUAGAUGCAAUUAUUAUUUUAUGAACAAUUAAUAUAUUGGCAAUUUACAUUAAUUUGGUAAGAACAGAUAUUCAUUAGUAUGUUUGAAAUUUGUAUACUUAAAGCUGGAAUAGAUAUCAUAAAAUAACUGAACCCUUUGAAACCAAGUAACAAAACCAUCUAAUUUUAGUAGAUGUAUUUAAUGAUUUACUAAAAAAAUUACUCACAGGUUGAAAAACAGGGCCUCAAUUUUUUUGGUUUUACUUAUAACAAAUACAUAUUUUCAACAUUGUAAAUAUUUUUUUUUAAUUUUGAAAAAUUAUUGUAUAAAUAGCCCUAAUUUAUUGACUUAAGAGCAAGGUCUUAAUAAAUAUUUCAUUUACAGUGCCGGAAUUAAGUUAUUUGUGUCCCUAGGCCAAAUUAACUGAAGCAACUUCGGUUCCGGUCGCUCCUUAGGUGUUUAAUUGAAAUGCAUUUUAUUUCAAUCUCACAUUAAAACAAGUGAGUGAUUAACUUCACGAUUAUGGAGUAAAAGGGUGCUGGAUUUCCCGAUGGACCACCACGUGUCAAAGCAUUUAUAAAACCAUCUGUAAUUUUACUUCUUCUACACACACAGUAUUCAUCUAAAACAUAUCUGAAAAUAAGAUUGAAAGGGUUUAAAAAAACUGUAGAAACAUUUUUUGUGAAAUUACAAUAGUAAUGAUCUAAGGACUAAAAAAUAAUUACAAAAUUAAUGCUCCAAUUUAAA
This is a messenger RNA of Diorhabda sublineata, 2660 nucleotides long. RefSeq names its product RCC1-like G exchanging factor-like protein. NCBI's taxonomy places the organism in Eukaryota, Metazoa, Arthropoda, Insecta, Coleoptera, Chrysomelidae. The record is from RefSeq and is a predicted model, not a curated record. The transcript is spliced from 2 exons. The coding region runs from base 75 to 1409 and encodes 444 amino acids.